AUGACUCGUGGCCGGGAACACACCCUCUACCAUCAGUGGCGGUUCGGCACGCCUCCGCCCGCCGCCGACGCCACCCCCGUCAUGGCAUUGACCAGUGACCCGUUACCGAUUUUCCAUGAAAAGCACGCGCUGGCGAACACGCCCAAACCCCGCUGCCGCCGGUGGCUAGCGUGGGGGUGGUGGCUCGCUGUGAGUGUGCUAGUGGUGUACCAGGUGAUCGUGUGGUCUCAUGUUGAAAAUCCGGCGUCAAUCGCUACCGCCACGCCAAAGUUAUUGGCGAGUGAUGACCACGGUGACGGCGCGUCCGACUACUUUAGCGUCCAGUACCCGUUUAUCAAGGACAAUUGGCAGCUUGUCGACUCCGCCACGGUCAUCAAACACACGUUCAACCACCUGUUUGGCCACCCCGCCGAGGGACAAUGGCACCCACCGCAAGACGACGUCGCCUAUAACCGAGCCGUCCUCGAGCUUGAUGUCACCGUCGACGGCGUCCAGUACGACCGGCUUGUCAACGUGUUCAUCGGCGAUGUCCAGGUGUGGCGGUCGCUGACAAUUGAGCCCGGGGGGAAGCAAGUGCACUCGACGGCAGUCAAAGACAUCACCCGCUACCUUCUGUUGCUUAGGCACGACCAGCCCAUCACCGUGCAACUCGAUAAUGUCGUCGAUAAAAACCUCACGGGAGCGUUUGCCACAAAAUUGACGGUCCAGUUGUACCAGGUCGACGACACUAACGGCAUUGACCGCGACUUAGGCCAGCAGCUUUUCGCCACUCACGGCGCCGCUAGCCGCGUGUACCCGCUUAAAGUCGAUUCCCAAGCCCGGUUGCCAGUUCGCUUACUUCCUCAACAGCCGUUUGAGCUUCCGUUGCCGCUGGUCGACCACAACACGACGCUGUUGCAACUCGAAAUCUUCGCCCUGGGCAACGCCGACGAAGAAGACUGGUACAGCAACGUCCUUGACCGGUUCAGAAAAGUGGUGAAAGGGCUGUUUGGCCACGGGCCGGCGCGGUUUAUCCGGGUCCGCGUCGGUGACGACAUCGUCGCCGACAUCGCCCCGCCGCCAGUGAUCUUCACGGGAGCGGUGCUGCCGGCAUUGUGGCGCCCCGUGGUGUCGCUGACGGCGUUUAUUGUCCCGUCAACGUCGGUGGACUUGACGCCGUGGUUGCCGUUGCUUUGGCACCACGCCACCACGGAUGGCACCCCUGACGUCAAGAUUGAAGUAGUCAAUGGCGAAGGGAAAUCCGUCGGCAACAACUGGAUCACCACCGCUAAUGUUUUGGCCUACCAGCACGCCGACGUCACCGCGGCUAAAGGGACGUUUGGUGGGGUUCACCACAAAACCGACCACCACCAGCACGGCCACCAGCCCGGGAAAGGGGCCUACACGCAAAAGGUGAACGUCACCAAAAAACUGAGACUGCUGGCGUACUUGGAGUUUACGUUGAACGAUGCCGACCCGUUAAAGCUCAACUAUACUUCGGUGACCAAAGCCGAGGUGGUGAACGUCCAGCGCUACCAACACGGUUUCCGCAACCAGCGCAUCCUCCACGUCACCGAUACCGUCGACCGGGUCCAUGCCGAGCUGGUCGGCGACGGCGAUGUCGAGUAUUCGCUUGCGGUGAAGGGGAGGGACGUGCUCCAUCUCCGCUACCGCUACCUUACUCCUGACGACGACGACGAGACCAAAUUCAAAGUGGCGCUUUCCACUACUCGCCAGUUGUCAGUGGACGCCCGCAAGAUGUCCCACGAGGUGCUGGAAGUGCAGACGGGGGCGCUGGAGUUUGUGGUGAGUCCUCGGGGCAACCACGGGCGGGGGUCGCUCGACACCAACUUGCAGGUGACGCUGAAGAUCGAUGGCACUAAGCACAAGUAUGCGCGAGUGGUGCUGGUGGUUGACGGUAAGGUUAGGCUCGAUAUUGAAGGUUGA
Diutina rugosa is the source of this 1926-nucleotide messenger RNA. RefSeq names its product Png2p (gene PNG2). The transcript has a single exon. The record is from RefSeq and is a predicted model, not a curated record. Bases 1 to 1926 code for a protein of 641 amino acids. NCBI's taxonomy places the organism in Eukaryota, Fungi, Ascomycota, Pichiomycetes, Serinales, Debaryomycetaceae.